AUGCCGAGCGAUAUCCAGCAACAGCUCGACCAUACCAAACCCAAUGUCAACUGGACAACGCUCGAGGGAGUCCAGCAGCCCUUGAACCUCAACAAUCUUGACACAUUAAAUAGUUUGAGCAAUGCCAGCGUCUAUCUAACCUCCUCAGAAGGAAUCGAAGCCAGUCCAGAACCAGCCUGGUUCCGAGGUAUCAGACCAGACUCACAAGGACGAACGGUUGGUGGUACCGCGAGUGCUAUUAUUGUCAUAGAUCGCGACGACCAAACUGUUGAUGCUUUCUACUUUUACUUCUAUGCAUACAACAAGGGUGGCAGAGUCCUAGGCUUGGAAUUCGGUGACCAUAUCGGAGACUGGGAACACAAUAUGAUCCGCUUCGUCAACGGUACCCCCAACGCAAUAUGGUAUAGCCAGCAUGCUCGAGGCCAGGCAUUCACCUACGGCGCGGUUGAGAAGAAAGAUAAGCGGCCCUAUGCGUACUCCGCGCAAGGGACGCAUGCCAACUAUGCAAUUUCAGGAAAACACGACCAUACUAUCCCGGGAAUCAACCUCCUCGCCGGGUUUUUAAUGGACUACACAGACCGUGGUAUACUAUGGGACCCCGUGCUAAAUGCCUACAUGUACACAUACAGCAUCACAACCGGUGCUUUUCAGUCUGCCAGUUCCCAAGACCCGGUGGGGUGGCUGAACUUCAACGGGAAAUGGGGCGAUGACCAGCCGCCCAAUGAGCCUUUGAUCUUCGGCCAGGCCAAGAAAGUUGGCGGCCCCAAUGGCCCGAAGUUCAAGGGCUUGGAUCGAGAGCUGGUGUGUCCAUCCGCACCGUGCUUGGUACUUCCAUUCAAGACGUUCGUUGCGAAUAGAACUUCGUGA
Messenger RNA from Penicillium paradoxum, 867 nucleotides. RefSeq lists its product as uncharacterized. NCBI's taxonomy places the organism in Eukaryota, Fungi, Ascomycota, Eurotiomycetes, Eurotiales, Aspergillaceae. The record is from RefSeq and is a predicted model, not a curated record. The transcript is spliced from 4 exons. Bases 1 to 867 code for a protein of 288 amino acids.